Umbelopsis ramanniana AG is the source of this 1165-nucleotide messenger RNA. RefSeq lists its product as uncharacterized. NCBI's taxonomy places the organism in Eukaryota, Fungi, Mucoromycota, Umbelopsidomycetes, Umbelopsidales, Umbelopsidaceae. Gene Ontology annotation, cellular component: Smc5-Smc6 complex; nucleus. The transcript has 7 exons. Gene Ontology annotation, biological process: DNA repair. Bases 102 to 1133 code for a protein of 343 amino acids. The record is from RefSeq and is a predicted model, not a curated record.
AGAGAUCUCAAAAUCGCUCUCGAAGUUUCGGCCAAAGUGAUAUUGAAGCCGUUGUGUCGAUCAAGAGUUGAUCCAAGUCAACUUGAAUCCCAGUAGUGUCAAUGUCAGGAACGAGUGUCAUUCGAGGACCUGAACACCAAAAUGCAGACCCCCCUAUAGACGAGAGGAUAGAGGAGGAAGAACAGGAGGAGGAGGAGGAGGAGGAGGAGGAGGAAGAAGAAGAAGAAGAAAUGGAUGAAUAUGAAGCUCUGACACAAAAACUUAACCACGAUACCAACAAACAGCAAUAUGAUCCCUCACAAGACAAAUCCGAACGACGCACAAUACGGCAGAGGUACAGAGAGUUGAUUCAAGCAGCUGAAGACAACAAACGUGAAUUGGCAGCAUCAGACUCAGCGGGUCUAAGAGACACGGUGAAAAAGGCAAAUGAAUUGUACAGCCAAGUACGGAAUACCCAAGAAGCAACGCUCGAUUCUCGUCUACUAGUCCUUUCUGCCGAUCUUAGCACUCAAAAAGCAAGAAAUUUGCGUAUGGACUUGAAUACCUUCGACACUGAUGAAUUUGUAUCGAAGAUUAUCAGUCUUGGUGGAGGACGCCAUGUCGGUGAAACAGGCGAUGAGCAGGAGGAAUUGAACUGGGUAGACAUUGGAAAGCAAGCGAUUCGGUUUGGCAAGCGACCUGUGACAAUGGAUUUUAUGCAAGGUCCAUUAGCUGUUGAAAAAAAGCAACGCACCGUGACAAGAGCAGCUAGGAUUACAAAAAACAAAGAAGAUUUGGUAAAACCUCUUCAGCUACAAGAAGGUGACAUACAAGCGUCAGAAAACGAUACAGCAAAUAGUGUCAAUUACAUAUACCGAAUCCUACAUGAGAGAGGUCCCACCAACUACUUUGAGCUUGUAACCAAUCCUACCUCGUUCUCGCAAACCAUCGAGAACAUAUUCUAUGUAUCAUUCUUGAUCCGAAAUGCAGUGGCUUCCAUUGAUGAUAGUUCAGGUGUUCCCAUUAUCAGUGUGCACGAACCACCAACGGCGGACGAGUUAGGAGAUGGUUUGACUAAAAAACAGAUCAUCAUGUCUCUGGAUAUGGCACUUUGGAAGGUAAGGCGGUAUCCCAAGUGGUGUGUUGUCGAAUGAUUAGGGCUAAAAGCUGACCUUGAGUGGCACCC